Molecule: messenger RNA, 6443 nt
Organism: Nerophis ophidion (straightnose pipefish)
Lineage: Eukaryota; Metazoa; Chordata; Actinopteri; Syngnathiformes; Syngnathidae
Gene: rasa3
Product: RAS p21 protein activator 3
Exons: 25
Coding region: 225-2768 (847 amino acids)
Biological process (GO): intracellular signal transduction; negative regulation of Ras protein signal transduction; regulation of GTPase activity
Molecular function (GO): GTPase activator activity
Source: RefSeq, a predicted model, not a curated record
GUGAGGCGGCAAACAGAAGACAGAAGACAGAAGACAGAAGACGGCGGCGGACUAGCGGUCCUCUUCUUCUCCAGCAGCCGGUGGCGGAAGUCUUCUAGCGGGCGUGGGAUCGCUGCUGACCGUCCGAGCAUCGAUGAGCAGAACCUCCGGAAUAUUCCCUUGCUGGAGAGGAGGCCGGCAGCCAGCAGCGUGAGGGCCGCAGAAAGGGAAGUAAAGGCGGGAACAUGGCGGUGGAAGAGGAAGGUCUGCGCGUCUUCCAGAGCGUGAAAAUUAAAAUAGGGGAAGCAAAGAACAUCCCUCCGUACCCGGGGCCAAACAGGAUGAGGGACUGCUACUGUACUGUCAACCUGGAUCAAGAAGAAGUCUUCAGGACUAAAAUCGUUGAGAAGUCACUCUGUCCGUUCUAUGGCGAGGACUUCUACUGUGAGAUCCCACGCAGCUUCAGACACCUCUCCUUCUACAUCUUCGACAGGGACGUCUUCAGGAGGGACUCCAGUAUCGGCAAGGUUGCGGUGAAGAAAGAGGACCUGCAGAAAUAUCACGGCAAAGACACCUGGUUCCAGCUCCAACCUGUCAGCGCUGACUCCGAGGUGCAGGGAAAAGUGCACUUGGAGCUCCGCUUAAGUGAAGUCAUCACAGACAGUGGAGUCAUCAACCACAAAUUAGCCACACGAGUGCUGGAGUGCCAAGGUCUUCCAAUUGUCAAUGGCCAAUGUGAUCCCUACGCUGCUGUCUCACUACUCGGUCCUUCCAGGUCAGAAGCAAAGAAGACCAAAGUGAAGAGGAAAACCAACAAUCCACAGUUCGACGAGAUUUUUUAUUUUGAGGUGACGCGGCCAUUAAGCUACACAAAGCGGCAGUUUGAUGUGGAAGAGGAAGACGUGGACAAACUGGCACUGCGAGUGGACCUGUGGAACGCUAGCAACCUGAAGUUUGGUGAUGAGUUCCUGGGAGGAGUGAGGGUCCCCCUCAGAGUCCUGGGUCAGGUCGGAGUCCACGACGCAUGGUACUUUCUCCAGCCCAGGGAGAAUGGAGGCAAGUCGGUCAAGGUGGAAGAGCUGGGGUCUUUGCGUCUCAACAUCGUUUACACAGAAGACCACGUCUUCCCGUCCGAGCACUACACCCCGCUCAGAGAUUUGCUGCUGCACUCUGCCAACGCACAGCCGGUGUCGGCGUCCACCGCCAACAUCCUGGGGGAGGUGUGUCGAGAGAAGCAAGAAGCCGCCAUUCCGCUUGUACGACUCUUCCUGCACUACGGCAAGAUCGUGCCUUUCAUCAGUGCCAUUGCUCAAUCUGAGGUCAACCGCACGCAGGACCCAAACACCAUUUUCCGGGGCAACUCGCUGACGUCCAAGUGCAUCGACGAGACCAUGAAGCUGGCAGGAAGGCACUACCUGCAGGUCACACUUAAACCCAUCAUAGACGAGAUCUGCGCGGAACACAAGUCGUGUGAAAUCGACCCGGUGAAGCUGAAGGAGUCGGAGAACCUGGACACAAAUCGAGAAAACCUCCGACACUACGUGGACCGCAUCUUCAACGUCAUCACCACCUCGGGCGUCAGCUGUCCCACGGUCAUGUGUGACAUCUUCUUCUCGCUGCGGGAGUCGGCCGCCACGCGUUUCCAAGUGGACCAAGAUGUGCGAUACACGGCAGUCAGCAGUUUCAUCUUCCUGCGUUUCUUUGCUCCGGCCAUCCUCUCACCCAACCUCUUUCAUUUACGGCCGCACCAUCCGGAUCCCGCCACGUCCAGAACCCUCACCCUCAUUUCCAAGACCAUCCAGACCCUGAGAAGUCUGGCUAAGUCCAAAUCCGCCAAUUUCAAAGAGUCCUACAUGGCUGCAUUUUACGACUACUUCAACGAGCAGAAGUAUGCGGACGCUGUGAAGAAUUUUCUGGACCUCAUCUCCACCUCGGGCAAGUGGGAUCAGAAGAGUAUUGAGACGCCAAUCAUGCUGAAAGAAGGGAGUGUGAGACUCACUAUAAAGAGGGUUGAUGGGAAGGGCAGAUUUAUGAUCAAGAGAGCACAAGGCAGGAACCGCUUUGGAAUGAAGAACUUCAAGAAGCGGUGGUUUCGCCUCACCAACCACGAGUUUACCUACCACAAAACUAAAGGAGAGGGCGCUCUGUGCAGCAUUCCCAUCGAGAACAUCCUGGCUGUGGAAAGGCUGGAGGAAGAGUCCUUCAAGAUGAAAAAUAUGUUCCAGGUGAUCCAGCCGGAGAGAGCGCUCUACAUCCAGGCCAACAACUGCGUGGAGGCGCGCGACUGGAUCGACAUCUUGACCAAAGUCAGCCAGUGCAACCGCAAGCGUCUCAGCACCUACCAUCCUUCUGCCUACCUCAACGGCCACUGGCUCUGCUGCAAGCUUUCUGCUGACACGGCGCCUGGCUGCACGCCCUGCACCGGCGGCCUGCCCGCCAACAUCCAGCUGGACGUAGACGGCGACCGAGAGACGGAGAGGAUCUACUCCCUCUUCAGCACCUACAUGACCAAACUCAUCAAGAUGCAAGAGGCCUGCGGCAGUAAGUCCGUGUACGACGGGCCCGAGCAAGAGGAGUACUCCAGCUUCCUCAUCGACGACCCGCAGGAGACCUACAAGACCCUGAAGAUGAUCGUGUCGGCCGUGCAGACUCUGGAGCAGCAGCACACCAAGUACAAGCGGGACAAGUUCAAGAAGACCAAGAUAGGCAGCCAAGAACAUCCCAUCGGAGACAAGAGUUUUCAGUGUUACAUCCGCCAGCAGUCGGAGAGUUCCACCUACUCCAUCUGACCUCCUUGCGGUGAGUCCUGGCCAAACGCCGUUUUUUAUUUAACGUUGGCCGGGCGCCCCGCCCCCUGUGUCAAGGAGGAACUGACUUCUGACAGGAAGAGGAAGUGCGGGGAGAAGGAACUUUUCUCACUGGUGGAUUCCCCCAGCGAGCGACGUGCACUUUAAUCGCCUCCGCACCAACGGACCAAUAAGUCACAGCACAUUUUCAAAAAGUGGAGUUUAUCGCUUUGAUUUGUACUUUGCUUAUGCUAGUUCUUUGUAUUCCAUGUACCACAGACCAACACCUCUGUAGUUUGGCCCCCAGCUAUACAAGAGCAGAGGGCGGGGGCCUCACAAGAAGGGAUGGUGGGGACCAAGUGCCAUGAGCGCUAAUUAGCCCCCUUUUGCCUCAAUGAUUAGCUUCAUUUCAAAUGUCACGGCAAACGUGUUCCUAACCCCUUCCUGCUCCAUCACCGAUAAGAAUAUUCCCUUGGAGACUCUGGCUGGUCAGGCCAGGUCUAGGAAGGCUCUCAAUCUGAGCACAAAUCACCAUCCACUAGGAUUUCAAAAUGGAUUUUUAAGUCGACACCCUGGAUUCUUUUGUGUCUCAAUGAUUACAAAACAGGUUACAAAGCUCUGAGAAAAUGAUUUUUAAAAAUCAAUUCUUAAGACUUUUGAACCGAUUCAGCAUCACAAUGAAAAGGACUUGUCAUUCAGAUAUAAAAACACAAAACGUACAGCACCCCCAGCAUUCAUUCUGGUUUCGAUGCCAGGCUCCAUUCAACCUUUUUGAUAAACAAGCAUGACAACAAAUCUUUAAAUGGUGGCAAAACACCUCAUUGGUGGAAGGAGACAAUAUUUGGGUGAUCGUUGUUGUAAGCAGACAAUAAGUUUUCUAAACCUGUGUUUAGAACAGUGGUUCUUAACCUUGUUGGAGGUACUGAACCCCACCAGUUUCAUAUGUGCAUCCACUCAACCCUUCUUUAGUGAAAAAUAAAAUGUUUUUCAAAUUCAAGACAAAGUUAUAUGAUCUUUUACUGGUGCAUGAACAUCACCUUGUUCAAAGAACAACACCAACACAGUGCCAGAACUCGUAACAAAUGACACACCCGCACAUCAGUUUGGCUUCUGCUGUUGCCGUAUUCCUAAUAUGCCGAUAGGGAGAAGUUUUAUGUACACGAUGAGUCGGGUGUGGCUUGAGUGGAGGCUCCACCCAACCCGAGGCCGACUCACCGAACCCUUAGGGUUCGAUUGAACCCUGGUUAAGAACCACUGGUUUAGAAAGUGUUUUCUAGUUGCACAUAACUGGCAUUUGUCACCCAGUGCCCUGACAUCUCUCUCCCCAAAUAUUGUCUCAUUCCCUCGCUAUGAGUGUCGUCAUCAAACAAGAAGAGGCCAGUUGCUUUGAUUCUAACUUUCUGGUAGACAAGCAUGACAACAGAUCUUUAGGUGCUAGCAAAACAAGUCGUUAGUGGCCACUCUUCCCACGGAAUGAGAGUCUUUGACAGAUGUCAGGAUGUUGUUGUUGUAAGCACACCAUAAGUGAUGGUGCAAACUUGUUUAGAAAGUAUUUCUCUAGUUUAACACAGAUGACUUCUUUCACUCCAUGUCCUGACAUCUCUUCCCCAAAGAUUGUCUCAUUCCAAAGAAACAAACAAGAAGAUUCCAGUUGUCUCGAUUCAAACUUUGUGGAUUAGCAAACAUUGCAAUAGGUCGCUUGUGUGGGUGGUGGCAAAACAACCCCUUGGUGGCCUUUCUACCCACGGAAUGAGACAAUCUUUGGGGGGAAAAAUAACAGAAUGUUGUAACUUGUUUAGAAAGUACCUUUCUACUGUGACUAAGAUUUGUUUCAUUCAAUGUCCCCCAAAUAUUGUCCCGUUUCAUGGGAACAAACAAGAAGAAUCCAGUUGUCUCGAGUCUGGAUUGUGGAUUAGCAAGCGUGGCAAAACAACUCCUUACUAGCCAUUCUUCCCACGGAAUGAGACAAUCUUUUGGGGACAGAUAUCAGGAUAAUGUUGGAAAUUGGUGAUGGUGCAAACUUGUUUCAAGAAUAAGUCUCUAGUUUAACACAGAUGACUUCUUUCACUCAUUGUCCCGACAUCUGUCCCCCCAUAGAUUGUCUCAUUCCAAGGAAACAAACAAGAAUAUUCCAGCUGUCUCCAUUCAACCAUUGUGGAUUAGCAAGUGUGGUGACAGGUUGGUUGUUUGCCUGGGUGGUGCAAAACAACUCCUUAGUGGCCAUUCGUCCCAUGGAAUGAGACAAUCUUUGGGGGGCAGGUAUCAGGAAAUUGUUGUAAAUUAGUGAUGGUGCAAACUUAUUUCCUUCGGUGACAACAAUUAUUUAUUUUACUCAAUGUCCCCCAAAGACUGUCUCCUUCCAUGGGAACAAACACAAGUCCAGUCGCCUCCAUUGAACUUUUGCUGGUCAACAAUCAUAAAUGUGUCACAUAAAUGGCAAAUUGCUUAUAAAAACAUUCCAUUCCUCCAUGUUAGUCUGAAGAUAACUUUCAAAUUGUGCACAAUCUUGUUUUGAAGACUGGAAUCGAACCACGUCUCCACUCGUUAUUUCUUUUUCGCCUCCCUCAUCCACCUUUUCCACUCAUUCCAAUAUCGUCCUAAAUCGUCAUGUACGGUGACGUCGCCGAGUGUUGCCACGGCAACAGCGGCCCGUUCUAUUUCAAAAAGUCCCCCGACAGGCUGCUGACGGUCUUACACCUCAGAGUCCACUCAGGGUUCUGGGUUUGAAUCCAACACUUUCCCCAUUUGCUGCUUCCUGUGGUCAUCAUUGCCAAAACGCUGGCUUCUGAGCACCGCCCACAUCUUUCGUAGCUCCGGGUGGAAAAUUGUGCCAGUCAGUACUUUUUAUACAGUCCUCCUUUUGACACAAACUGAAGAAAAACACCACCUAUUAGAUGUGUUUUUUUAAUAUAUAUAUAAAUAUAAAUAUCAUAACCUGUGAUGUUUUCAAACCUUCAAUCAUGUUUAUGUUAGCUGUGUUGUGGGAGCUUGAAUCUUUGUCAUGCGACGACUGAAGUGUGUUUUUAAAGUGGUGUGUGUGUGUGUGUGUGUGUGUGUUAGGAGUGUGGGGUGACGAUUUCAUUCUCAAUUCAAAACGAUUUUCUCAAUGUACUAUCUGGUAUAAUAAUUAAAAUCAAAAUUUUUCAGGCAAAGGGUUAGAAAAAGCUCCUUCUGUUUGCAAAAAGAUGGCCUAAAACAAGUUUUUUAUUUGUACUUUUUCAAUCAAUUUUAGAAAAUGAUGAGUCGAUUUGGAACCAGGAUGAAUUUGUGUGUCAUGCCAACUGCAAGAAGUCAGUGUUAGAUGUGAGAUGAAGGCACAAAAUAUAUUUGACAACAACAACAUGACUGGCUGUUGUGCAACCAUCUUCUACAUGUUGCACCACAUGUUUGUGUCACCAAGCAUCAUUUAUUCUUACUCAGCACACACGAUGUUUGUAUUAUUUACCUUCCCGUCACGCAUAAGGACUCCAAUCCUCCCAGAAGUGUUGAUUUAUGCAAUAAUGUUUUUUUUCUCAACAUGCAAUAAGAUUGACUUUGUGAAAGGAGAAAGUUUGUCAUUUUUACCAAACACUUAAAAGGGAGAAGAGUGUUUUGUAUUCCAAUAAGCAUAUUAAAUGUGUGUAUGAAUGUUGAAAUGUGAUGUUUUAUCCUUAAUAAUGAAAUGGAGCUCUUCAUGCA